AUGGAGGGGGGCAUGGGCUUCAGAUACUUGUUUGCAUUAAACCUUGCUAUGUUAGCUAAACAGGGUUGGCGGAUUAUUCAGAACCCGGACACUCUACCAGAUAUUGUGACCAAUAUCUUGGCCUUGCUUGUUAGCUCCCAUGGAUACCAGGAUCGCUGGAUUUGGUUUGAAGAUAAGAAAGGUAAAUUCAUUGUCAAGUCUGCAUAUCACUUGGCUCGGAAGCGUGUUUUGAAUCAUGAUACACACCCCAAUUCGAGCUUCUUAUUGUGGAACAGGCUCUGGAAGGCUCCUGUUCCUAGUAAAGUCAAAAUUUGUGCUUGGAAAGCUGCCUUAAAUAUUCUUCCUACACGAAGUCGACUGAGUGAACGUGGUAUUGAUAUUGAUACCCAAUGUUCAUUUUGUGCGGAAGAAACAACAAAUGUUCAUGACUGGUUAGCUCUCUUGGCUUUUACUACUCUUGAUGCCUUUCAUAUUGUUCUUAUGUUACUUUGGGCUAGGAAUGUGAAAGUAUGGGAAGAUGAAGCUAAAUUAGCAGUCGAGAUAGUUCCUCUUACCUUGGGUUGGUGGACAGAGUUUAAACUAGCUCAUGCCCCUUCAUGUGGUCCUAGAGCUGCCUCUAGAGCUACCUGGAAAAAGCCUUCGGCUGGUUUUAUUAUACUGAAUGUGGAUGCAUCGUUUGACCCUAUUACUGGAUGA
Messenger RNA from Fragaria vesca subsp. vesca, 696 nucleotides. RefSeq lists its product as uncharacterized. The transcript has 3 exons. The coding region runs from base 1 to 696 and encodes 231 amino acids. The record is from RefSeq and is a predicted model, not a curated record. NCBI's taxonomy places the organism in Eukaryota, Viridiplantae, Streptophyta, Magnoliopsida, Rosales, Rosaceae.